UGCCCCCGGGAAGAUGGCCCGGCCUGGGCAGCGUUGGCUCGGCAAGUGGCUUGUGGCGAUGGUCGUGUUGGUGUUGUGCCGGCUCGCCACGCCGCUGGCCAAGAACCUGGAGCCCGUGUCCUGGAGCUCCCUCAAUCCUAAGUUUCUGAGUGGGAAGGGCUUGGUGAUCUACCCGAGGAUUGGAGACAAGCUGGACAUCAUCUGCCCCCGAGCAGAAGCAGGGAGGCCCUAUGAGUACUACAAGCUGUACCUGGUACGGCCAGAGCAGGCAGCUGCCUGCAGUACCGUGCUCGACCCCAAUGUGCUGGUCACCUGCAAUAGGCCAGAGCAGGAAAUUCGCUUUACCAUCAAGUUCCAGGAGUUCAGCCCCAACUACAUGGGCCUGGAGUUCAAAAAGCACCAUGACUACUAUAUUACCUCAACAUCCAAUGGGAGCCUGGAAGGGCUGGAGAACCGGGAGGGUGGUGUGUGCCGUACACGUACCAUGAAGAUCAUCAUGAAGGUUGGGCAAGAUCCCAAUGCAGUGACACCUGAGCACCUGACUACCAGCCAGCCCAGCAAGGAGGCAGACAACACUGUCAAGACAGCCACACAGGCCCCUGGUCGGGGCCCCCAGGGUGAUUCUGAUGGCAAGCAUGAGACUGUGAACCAGGAAGAGAAGAGUGGCCCAGGUGCAAGUGGGGGCAGCAGCAGUGACCCUGACAGCUUCUUCAACUCCAAGGUGGCGUUAUUUGCAGCCGUUGGUGCCGGCUGUGUCAUCUUCCUGCUCAUCAUCAUCUUCCUGACGGUUCUACUACUAAAGCUGCGCAAGCGGCACCGCAAGCACACACAGCAGCGGGCAGCUGCCCUCUCACUCAGUACCCUGGCCAGUCCCAAGGGGGGUAGUGGCACCACAGGCACUGAGCCCAGUGACAUCAUCAUCCCCUUACGGACUACAGAGAACAACUACUGCCCCCACUAUGAGAAGGUGAGUGGAGACUAUGGGCACCCCGUCUACAUCGUCCAGGAGAUGCCACCCCAGAGCCCGGCGAACAUCUACUACAAAGUCUGAGUGCCCAGUUCGGCCUUGGGCCCUGAGGGACAGACGGCCUGGACUGGAUCUCUCCUUUUCCCCCAACACCUCACCCCUGCCAGCUGUGCCCACCUUUGUAUUUAGUUUUGUAGUUUCUUGGCUUUUAUAAUCCCCUUUUUCCCUGCCCCCUGGGCUUCGGAGGGGGGUGCUUGUGCCCCCAAACCCCAUGCUCUUGUGCCUUCCCCCUCUGGCCAGGCCUCUGGGCUCGGUGGGGGCACCCUUUCUUGGAGGGCAGGGUUGGAUGCUGAUAGACAGCAGGCAGGGAGAUGGCCCCCUGGCCCUGCCCUUUCCCUCGCUCCCUUUCCCCCUUCCCAGGACUGCUCGUCCACUAUCAUCACUGUUUUUAAUGCUUUUGUGUUCAUUUUUUUAGCUGUCAACUCAUUUUCAUCUGUUUUUUGAAGAAAAAUGGAAAAAAUAUACAAGGCAGCUCCUCCUCAGGCUUUUUGAGCCUGGUUUGACCCAGUAUAAGAGGGCCUGGGGCAGGAUGUGGCCAGCCAGGAAGCAGAGGAUGGCAUUGCUUUUAUAGACUCCUUGGUAUUUCAGGGGGUGGGGGAGGGCAGGCCACACCCACAUAGGAGAGUGCCACUGGGCAAAGUGUACCACCCUCCCUCCUCCUACAGAACUGAUCCUGGCAAUGGGGUAGUGGCUGCCAUCCUUCCACCAAAAAGAAAAAUAAAAUCCCUUCCUUGUGGGAUUCUUGGGCAUCUCCUGCCUCCCUCACUCUCACGGUAAUUAAUGUCUUAAUUGGCUGUUGCCUGGGGAACAGGAGAGCUGCUGCAGGCAGAUGACCUCAUGGGGGGUGGAGGGAGGUGAGGUGCCCAGGUGGCUAUUUGCCCUGCAGAGCUGGGAGUUCCCCACCGCCACCCUGUUCUCUCCUUACCUUUGGCAUCCUUUGGCCCAGUGGGGAAACAGAGGCCCAAGGUGAAGACCUAAGCGGGUAAUAAGGCCAAGUGACCUGCUCCUUUUCUGGAAUUUAGCACAGAUGGGUGCCCCACACUCACACGCCCAACCUGAUCCCCACUGCCCCUCCCCACCCUCCAGUCAUGGGCUGGGGCCUGGAAAGAGGAAGAGUCUGCCCAGGGUUGCCCGCUGUGCACUUUGACCCCAGCUCCUUACCAGCACGGCUGCUAACAGACUGCCACAGAGGGUAUACCUUGAGGCACUCCCAGAGCAGCUAUGGAAGGAGCUGGGCCUUACAACCAUCCACCUCCACACUGCCUCCUGGCCAGCUGCCCACCCUGGUGCCAGGUGGGAGAGGGAGCAGAACAGCCAGCCCCUUCCAGGUGGCAGUUGGAAGGGUUUUUGUGUUUUGUUUUGUUGUUUUGUUUCUGUUGCCAUUUGUGUAAAUACUAGUCUUUUUGGAAAAAAAU
Messenger RNA from Fukomys damarensis (Damara mole-rat), 2442 nucleotides. It is a transcript of the gene Efnb1, whose product is annotated as ephrin B1. The transcript is spliced from 5 exons. Lineage: Eukaryota; Metazoa; Chordata; Mammalia; Rodentia; Bathyergidae. Bases 14 to 1051 code for a protein of 345 amino acids. Gene Ontology annotation, biological process: axon guidance; ephrin receptor signaling pathway. The record is from RefSeq and is a predicted model, not a curated record. Gene Ontology annotation, molecular function: ephrin receptor binding. Gene Ontology annotation, cellular component: plasma membrane.